Zophobas morio is the source of this 1446-nucleotide messenger RNA. Its product is annotated as histone deacetylase 3-like. The transcript has 13 exons. Bases 89 to 1348 code for a protein of 419 amino acids. NCBI's taxonomy places the organism in Eukaryota, Metazoa, Arthropoda, Insecta, Coleoptera, Tenebrionidae. The record is from RefSeq and is a predicted model, not a curated record. Gene Ontology annotation, molecular function: histone deacetylase activity. Gene Ontology annotation, cellular component: nucleus.
UGAAACUUUUGCUAGGCUAUAAAUGGCGGAGUACUAAUCUUGUUUGGUUUUGCUGGUGGCGCACCCACCCGUUUUUAAUACAGAGUUAAUGACAAAACGAAGGGUUUCAUAUUUUUAUGACCCAGAUGUUCCCCACUUUCAUUAUGGUUCAGGCCACCCUAUGAAACCGCAAAGGCUUGCACUUACUAACAGCUUGGUUUUUAGCUAUGACUUGUAUAAAAAAAUGGAGAUUUAUCGAUCUUACAAAGCUACAGAACGUGAUUUAACACGUUUUCAUUCAGAAGAAUAUAUUGAUUUUCUUAAAAGAAUCACACCUAAUAAUAUUGAUGAAUUUAGCUCUAGUUUAUCUCGUUUUAACAUAGGGGAAGACUGCCCAGUAUUUUCAGGGAUGUACGAUUUCUUUUGCAUGUCGGCGGGAGCAUCUAUUGAAGGUGCAGUUAAGUUAAAUAACCAGAUGUGUGAUAUUGCCAUUAACUGGUCUGGUGGCCUUCACCACGCCAAGCGCUUCGAAGCUUCUGGCUUUUGCUACGUUAAUGAUAUCGUGCUUGCCAUACUCGAACUUUUGAAAUAUCAUCCUCGAGUCUUGUACAUUGACAUCGACGUUCACCACGGCGACGGCGUUCAGGAGGCGUUUUACUUAACAGACCGCGUGAUGACCGUUUCUUUUCAUAAAUUCGGUGCAAACUUUUUUCCGGGUACGGGCGACUUGUACGAGCUGGGAGCCGACCGUGGAAAGAACUAUUCCAUCAACGUUCCUUUAAAAGACGGCAUAGAUGACCACAACUACCUUCACUUGUUUCGGCCCGUCCUUCAAACCGUGAUGAGCUACUACCGUCCCACCGCUAUUGUACUUCAGUGUGGCGCCGAUUCGUUGGGUAACGAUCGGCUUGGUGGGUUUAAUCUUAGCAUAAAAGGCCACGGCGAAUGUGUGAAGUUUGUCAAAAGCUUUGGUGUGCCGACGCUCGUGCUGGGGGGCGGCGGUUACACUAUCCGUAAUGUAGCCCGCUGUUGGACUUACGAAACCGGCGUGCUUUUAGACGCUCAGCUAAAUCACGUUCUUCCCAUGAACGACUACUUUGAGUACUUCUCUCCGGACUUUUGUUUGUUCCCGGAUCUCUCCAGCCACCUUGAAAAUAUGAAUAGUCGCCAGUAUUUGGAGCAAUUAAAGCAAAAAGUCUGUGAACUUUUAAGACAGUUAGAAGGCGCUCCCAGCGUUGCUAUGCAUUCUUUUCCUCCUGACAUACUUGGCCAGGCGUUAAAGGAGGACGAGCAAGAGACUUUUUACAAUAAAUUUUCUGAAAAUGAUUAUUAUGACCACGAGCAAGACAUUGACAAAGAUCCUCAUUGAGUUUAACACUUAGCAGUCGUUACUGUGAGGAUUUAAUUUUUAAUUAUAAUAGCUAAUUUAUCAAUUGGGACUUCCUUUUAAUUUUUAUGUAGUCUAUA